Manduca sexta (tobacco hornworm) is the source of this 1223-nucleotide messenger RNA. RefSeq names its product 26S proteasome non-ATPase regulatory subunit 7 (gene Rpn8). Gene Ontology annotation, biological process: proteasome-mediated ubiquitin-dependent protein catabolic process. Bases 174 to 1154 code for a protein of 326 amino acids. Lineage: Eukaryota; Metazoa; Arthropoda; Insecta; Lepidoptera; Sphingidae. The transcript is spliced from 2 exons. Gene Ontology annotation, molecular function: metallopeptidase activity; protein binding. Gene Ontology annotation, cellular component: proteasome regulatory particle; proteasome complex. The record is from RefSeq and is a predicted model, not a curated record.
UAUUUCUUCAUCAUCUAUGUCAAUGUAAUGACUGUCAUAUUUUGUUGCCGACUGGCGAAUUUUAGUAACUGCUGUUUCAUUUUACUAAUUUAACACAAAUUAUAGGGAAUCUCCGCGUACAUAACUACUCUAUUGUUAAUAAAAGUACAUAAGAACGAUUUAAAGGCCACGUAAUGCCUAGUCAAGAAGUCGUCACCACAAAAGUGGUUGUUCAUCCUUUGGUCCUACUUAGCGUUGUAGACCAUUUCAAUCGUAUGGGAAAGAUUGGUAAUCAAAAACGAGUAGUCGGCGUUCUUUUAGGUUGUUGGAGAGCUAAAGGUGUUUUGGAUGUAUCAAACAGUUUUGCAGUUCCAUUUGAUGAGGAUGACAAAGACAAGUCAGUAUGGUUCCUCGAUCAUGAUUACUUGGAGAACAUGUAUGGCAUGUUCAAAAAGGUAAAUGCUAGAGAGAAAGUUGUGGGCUGGUACCACACUGGACCCAAACUGCACCAAAAUGAUGUAGCUAUUAAUGAGCUAAUCAGGCGUUACUGUCCCAACUCUGUCCUUGUCAUCAUAGAUGCUAAGCCAAAGGACUUAGGUUUGCCAACUGAAGCUUACCAAGCUGUUGAAGAGGUCCAUGAUGAUGGUACACCGACUACAAGAACAUUUGAGCAUGUUCCAAGUGAGAUUGGAGCGGAGGAGGCUGAGGAAGUUGGUGUUGAACAUCUGUUGAGAGAUAUCAAGGAUACAACAGUUGGUAGUCUUUCCCAACGUAUUACCAACCAGUUGCUUGGUCUCAAAGGUCUUCAUUCACAACUAUGCGAGAUCAGAGAUUACCUUGUUCAAGUUGGUCAAGGAUCAUUGCCCAUAAACCAUCAAAUUAUUUACCAGUUGCAAGACAUAUUUAACUUACUCCCUGAUAUAGCAAAUGACAACUUCAUAGACAAUUUAUACAUUAAAACAAAUGAUCAAUCACUGGUUGUUUACUUGGCAGCAUUAGUAAGGUCAAUCAUUGCACUACACAAUCUUAUCAAUAACAAGAUUACAAACAGAGAUGCAGAAGAAGGCAAAAAAGAAGACAAAGAUAAGAAAGAAAAGAAAGACGACAAAGACGAAAAGAAAACUGAAGAUAAAGCGAAAGGAGAGAAAAAAGAGAAAGAGGAGAAAAAGAAGUAAUUUAGAAUAAUUAGAAUUAGGUUGUUUGUAAUGUCGAGUUAUUUUUAAAUAAACUAUUUACUAAUUACA